CUAUUUGGUUCUGUUCCGAAGAAAGAGAAAGGCAAAAAGAAAAGAAGUGAACUCAACUCGUGAGGUGAGAUUCUUGAAAACACUGUGGAUGAUACUGCAAAAGAUCCUUGUCAAACUCCUUUGAUAACACCGGGGAGUCUUUUUCGGUGGAAAUAUCUACUGAACUGUUUUAACAAUGGGGGAAGAAGAUACAAAGGCAACCGUUGAGCCAACAGAAACAAAGACUAGCUCUCUUGAAAAGCCAUCAGAGGCUACGGAAGGAGAAAAAGAGGAGGGGAAGGCUGGAGGCAAGGAAACACAAGAACCUAAAAAGGAUGAGGAGAAGGCUGAACCUGAGAAAAUGGAGAUAGAUGCUGAGAUAAAGAAGGAUGAAGAUAAAGAGUUAGAGGUUGAGAGAAAUGAAGACGAUGCUAAGACUGAAAAAAUGGAAGAGGACGUUACUGUCACCAAAGAUGAGGGACAAACAGAGGCCACCGAGAUGGAUGAAGAUGCGGAUGGAAAGAAAGAGCAAACUGAUGAUGGUGUUUCUAGAGGUGGUACAGUGGAAGAUACUGUAAGGAAGGAAAAUGUGGAAUCUGGAGAUGGUAACAAUGACAGAGAUGAUGAAAAAGAAGAGAGUAAAGAGGCAGAUAUCACCGAAGCAGACCAGAAGAAAGCUGGGAAAGAAUCAGAUGAGGAUGUUAAAAAUGAAGGUGGGAAGGAAAAUGGAACAAACGAUGAGACUACAGGAGACAUUAAAGAGAAAGAUAAAAAAGUGGAGGCUGUUGAUGAAAAUAACAAGGAGGAGAAUGUGGAUGAGCAGAAUAAGGAGGAUUUGGUUGAAGAAGGAAAAGAACAGAAAGAUGAGGAAGUUGAAAAAGCAAAGGUGGAAGAUGAAGAAAGAAGUGAGGAUGAGAAUGGCAAUGAAAAAGUGGAGAGCAACCAUGCAAAGGAAGAUGAGAAAGAAGAGAGAAACGAUGAUAAGGAAGAUGAAAAAGCUGAGAGCGGUGAAGAGAAAGAAGAAGAGAAAGAAGAUGAACAAGCUGAGAGCGGUGAAGAUAAGGAAGAAGAGAAAGAAGAGAGCAAGAGUACUAAAAAUCGUGGGAAAGGAAACAGUUCUGCCAGAAAGAUUCGCAAGAAGACAAAGAAUGAGGAAGACAAAAAUGAUGAGAAAGAAGAGAGAAAUGAUGAUAAGGAAGAUGAAAAAGCUGAGAGCGGUGAAGAGAAAGAAGAUGAUAAGGAAGAUGAACAAGCUGAGAGCGGUGAUGAUAAGGAAGAGAGCAAGAGUACUAAAAAGCGUGGGAAAGGAAACAGUUCUGCCAGAAAGAUUCGCGAGAAGACAAAGAACGAGGAAGAAAAAAAGGAUGCAGAACCGAAGACUCCUUUCUCCGACCGCCCAGUGCGUGAGCGGAAAUCUGUUGAGAGGCUUGUCGCAGUGAUUGAUAGAGACUCUUCAAAAGAAUUCCACAUCGAAAAGGGGCCAGGCGCAUAUCUCAAAGAUAUUCCCACCGUUGCUUACAGGGUAACUAGGAAGAAGUCUGAAGAAACUUUGAAGUUGCUGCACACAAUUCUAUUUGGUGGGAGGAGAGGGAAGGCUGCUCAGGUCAAGACAAACAUAUUGGGCUUCUCAGGUUUUGUUUGGCAUGGAAAUGAGGAAAAGGCAAAAGAAAGGAUAAAAGAAAAGUUUGAAAAGUGCAUCAAAGAAAAACUGGUGGAGUUUUGCGAAAUGUUUGACAUACAUGUUACCAAGGCUACAACAAAGGAAGAUAUCGUCACAAAACUGUUUGAGUUUUUGAAGAAACCUCAUGGGAAAGGCGACGUUCCAGCUAAUGAGAAAGAAAAGUCAAGUAAGGGAGCAAAACGCAAGAGAACUCCCAAGAAAAGCUCGCCUGCAGCUGGGAGCUCAUCCUCCAAACGGUCAGCAAAGAGCCAACGAAAGUCUGAAGAAGGAACAAAGGCUGCCAAAAAGAGUUUAGCUCUUUCUGAAGAUGAGUCUGAAGAGGAGAAAGAGGAAGAAAAACAAGAAGAGGAAGAGAAUGAAAAUGGUAUUCCAGAUAAAUCUGAGGAUGAGGCACCUCAGCCUUCUGAAAGCGAGGAGAAAGAUGAAUCUGAAGAGGAAACGCCGAAGAAGAAACGUGGUUCUAAACUCUCAGCUGAGAAGAAAGAACCAGCAGGGAGAGCCAGGAACAAGAAAGCGGCUGUAGCUGCAAAAUCCAGCCCUCCCGAGAAAGUUACACAGAAACGCUCAUCAGCAAAAAGAAAGAAGACAGAUGAUGACAGUGAUACAAGUCCAAAGGCGUCCUCUAAGAGGAAGAAGUCUGAAAAAGUUACCAAGGCCUCCUCGACCCCUUCAAAGUCUGCAUCAAAAGAGAAGCCAGAUGUAAAAGUGGCUGGAAAAGGGAAAGAAAAGACCAAAGGGCCAAGCGAUAAAGUGCUGAAAGAUGCAAUCGUUAAGAUAUUGAAAAGGGUGGACUUUAAUACGGCUACAUUCACGGACAUCCUCAACGAACUUGCUAAGGAGUUCAAAGAGGAUCUCACCCCAAGAAAGUCAUCUAUAAAGCUGAUGAUCCAAAAUGAGCUCACCAAGUUAGCUGAAGAGGCUGAAGAAGAGAAGAUAGAGGAGGAGAAAGAAGAAGAUGCAGAGAAGGAGAAAGCAAGAGGGUCUGCUGGUAGUAAGAAGGAGAAAGAAGAGGAUGCAGAUAAGGAGAAAGCAGGAGGGUCUGCUGGUAGUAAGAAGGAGAAAGAAGAGGAUGCAGAGAAGGAGAAAGGAGGGUCUGCUAGUGAUGAGGAGGUGAAAGCCUAGACUCCUUUCUGAUCACAUGGCACAUACUGAGACUCUCCCCCUUAGCCUUCUGUUGUUGUAUGAUGCUUAGUAGACAUUUAUCUGGCAAAUGUACAAGUUAAAACCGUGAAUGUGUUCUUUUCUUGUUUUGUUUAGAGUCUGAACCAGCUUUACUUUUGGUAAGAGACGAGAGGAAGAAGCUGCAUAGCCAAAAAAAGAUAGGUUGCUUGUAUGUCUAUACCAUUUAACAUUAAGCCUCCUUGGAUUGUCAUUUGA
This is a messenger RNA of Raphanus sativus (radish), 3037 nucleotides long. Its product is annotated as DEK domain-containing chromatin-associated protein 3-like. Gene Ontology annotation, molecular function: DNA binding; histone binding. Gene Ontology annotation, biological process: chromatin organization; regulation of double-strand break repair. The record is from RefSeq and is a predicted model, not a curated record. Gene Ontology annotation, cellular component: nucleus. The coding region runs from base 176 to 2782 and encodes 868 amino acids. The transcript is spliced from 12 exons. NCBI's taxonomy places the organism in Eukaryota, Viridiplantae, Streptophyta, Magnoliopsida, Brassicales, Brassicaceae.